This is a messenger RNA of Gracilinanus agilis (Agile Gracile Mouse Opossum), 2395 nucleotides long. It is a transcript of the gene FGF21, whose product is annotated as fibroblast growth factor 21. Gene Ontology annotation, cellular component: cytoplasm. NCBI's taxonomy places the organism in Eukaryota, Metazoa, Chordata, Mammalia, Didelphimorphia, Didelphidae. Gene Ontology annotation, biological process: fibroblast growth factor receptor signaling pathway; positive regulation of cell population proliferation; cell differentiation. The record is from RefSeq and is a predicted model, not a curated record. The transcript is spliced from 2 exons. The coding region runs from base 1113 to 1907 and encodes 264 amino acids. Gene Ontology annotation, molecular function: fibroblast growth factor receptor binding; growth factor activity.
AGGUAGACAGACAGCGAGGGAGCUCUGGGGGUCGAGAGCUCUCUUGUCACUUUUAUUGGGGUUACAACAGUGUGGGGGGAAGGGGAGGGGCUGGUGGCCUGAUACACUAACAUUAUGAGGUCAUCAUCAUAAGAUGCAACUGCCAGAACCUGAAACAACAGGCAGAGCUAAGAUCCGGGUCCAGAUCGGAUACGGCCUGCGGCCUCCACUGCUGUUUGAUACCCGCGUUAACUGAUCAUUGGAGGAAAAGUGGGGAGACUGAGAUGACCGACUCCUCUGGGGUGUGGCCUUAGCCCAGGUCCACAUUCAAUUUGACUCAGAUUGCAGGGAUCAAUCCUUAGCAGUAUAAGAGUUAAGUUUUGAAUACUUCUUAAAAUAUCACAAUUAAUGUAUGCCUGGAUUGCUACACGGCUCAUCCCAGACAUCUCAGUUUCUACUUUCCCGCGGACCCAGGAGUCCGGGCUGCCACAUCACUGAGGAGCCGGGUCGCCGGGCCUCUGCUUUCUCAUGGACACAAAUGAAGAGACCCCCAAACCCCCCCAGCGCUCGAAGGGUCCAGACUCCCCUCUUUUCUAGGGCCUUUGACCACAGGCCUCCCCUUUCUCAGAUUCAGCCAUGGGGUAGGCGUCGGGCCAAUACAGGCCUGUCCGACUCUUUGGGACCCCAUUUGGAAUUUUCUGGGUGAAAAUACUGCAGUAGUUUGCCACGUCCUCCUCUGACUCAGUUGGCUGACGGGGAAACCGAGGCGAGCAGGGCUCUGCCAGCCAGGGUCCGAGGCCCCUUUCCAGAGCCAGGUGUCUCCCCCCUCUCACAGGCCUCGGUGUCGGGCCCGGCUCUCGGGGGCUCUCAGGGGCUCUCAGGGCUCCCCGUCCCAGGCCUCGGUGUCCAGCCCGGCUCUCAGGGGCUCUCGGGGCUCCCCGCCCCAGGCCUUGGUGUCCGGCCCAGCUCUUGGGAGCUCUCGGGGGCUCUCGGGGGCUCUCGGGGCUCCCCGCCCCAGGCCUCGGCCUCCUUCACCCUCUCAGUCCUCUGUGCCCAGCUCGGAUUGCAUCAUCCCGUGGGGGGUGCCUCGGCCACCGUGGAAGGGCCUCGGCCAGCCAAGUGGGUCAGGUUUCAUGAAGGCAGCAGCUGACCAGAGGUGGGCGGAGGGGCCGGAGGCAGGUAUAAGGGCCGGCCGGCCGCGGGGAGGCCAGAGGAGGAGGAGCAGCCGAGGCCGAGCCGUGCCAGCCAUGGGCGCCCUGCAGAGAGCCUCCCUGCCGGCCUCCCUCCUGGGCCUGCUGCUGGCCUGCCGGGCCUGGGGCGCCCCCGUCCCCGACUCCAGCCCGGCGCUGCUCUUCGGGGGUCAGGUCCGCCUGAGGCACCUCUACGCCGAGGACGGCCGGGCCGCCGAGGCCCACGUGGAGAUGCUGCCCGACGGCGCGGUGCGCUUGGCCGCGGCCAGGAGCCCCGACGGUGAGUGGGGGACGGCCGGAGGAGGCCGGAGGAGGCCGGGGGGCUCGCCGCGCCCUGACCUCACUCUCCCCGCAGGUCUGCUGGAGCUGAAGGCCGUGAAGCCGGGCAUCAUCCGCAUCCUGGCUGUGCGCAGCGGCCGCUUCCUGUGCAUGAGGCCGGACGGCCAGCUGUACGGAGCGGUCCACUACGACGCCUCGGCCUGCAACUUCCGGGAGCGCCUCCUGGGGGACGGCUACAACGUGUACACGUCCGAGGCGCACGGCCGGCCCCUCCGCCUGCCCCCUCCGGCCUCCCCUGGCCACGCCGGACCUUCCCGGUUCCUGCCGCUGCCUGGCCACCCCCUGGCGGGCCCGGAGCCGCCCUGGCCACGGGAGCCCGAGCCUCCGGACGUGGGCUCGUCGGACCCCCUGAGCAUGGUCCGGGGCCCGCAGGGCCGAAGCCCCAGCUACGCCUCCUGAGCCCCGGCCCCCCCGGCGCAGGCAGGCCUGGCGCCUAUUUAUGGGCCCCCCCAAGCCUUAUUUAUCGUCCGGUGCUCCCCUUGUUUUGUAACGUUCCAAUGUGAGCCGCACAACAGCAACCAACCGCGUGUGUGUGUCUUUGGGGGGCUCGAGGGGCCCCUUACAAGGGGACGCCUGUUGUGAGGGCUAUUUAGCAACUUAGUUGUCGUGUUGGACCUGGCAGGAAGGGCUGAGGCUUCCAAGACGGAAUGGAGGAGCAGGACGGGGGCCUGCGCUCCGGGGGAGACCUCAGACCCCGGGAUCCUGCGUGGAGCCUUCAUGGGCAGCUGACUGCAGAGGGCCCUUCAGCUGAGCGGAGGAGGCGCUUCCUGGGCCCGGCCUGGCUCCCUCAAUAGGUCGGUGUAGACAAGUCCUUCCCGGCCCGGGGUGUGCCCUGGGCUUGUACGUGUAGAACCCCCAAUUCCAUCCUUUGUGGUCAUAUGCUUUGC